This is a messenger RNA of Coccinella septempunctata (seven-spotted ladybird), 4747 nucleotides long. It is a transcript of the gene disco-r, whose product is annotated as zinc finger protein basonuclin-2. Gene Ontology annotation, cellular component: nucleus. The record is from RefSeq and is a predicted model, not a curated record. Lineage: Eukaryota; Metazoa; Arthropoda; Insecta; Coleoptera; Coccinellidae. The transcript has 5 exons. The coding region runs from base 280 to 3990 and encodes 1236 amino acids. Gene Ontology annotation, biological process: regulation of DNA-templated transcription.
CUCUACUUUAGUUCUUACUGCCUGCCUGAACGUCGGCAACUGGAACGGACGAACAGAACAUCUCACUGUUCAGCAAAUUCACGUUUUUCCAUGUACAUGUGCUUUUAAUAAAUGAGUGCCAACACCAUAGGAGUAAAAUACCAAUCUCCCCGGACGUGUCGUGUUCUGUUCGAGAUUUGACAGUUUGAUCUGACCCGCCAUGUGACUUACGAUUGGAGGAUCAGGUGUUGAGUGAAAUACAAUUCUGACAUUUGGCACUUCUCGAACGGACUCCGUAGCAUGAACAGUAGCAAUUUUUUCGGGGGUUUCAUGAACUGGUCUUCGGUGGCAUCAUGGUUUACAGAGCCCGAAACUUCCUGUCUACAAACAGCGAUGGAAGAUUCUGAAAGGUACAUUAAUGGAGUAUCAGAUACUGCACCAGUUGAUUCAGUAAAGGGCUCUUCACAAAGUGACGCAAAAACUAAUGGUGAAAGGAUAUUACCAACUCCGAAAAUAGCUACGGCCAUCAAAUGUACUGUGCCAAAUUGUUCUUGUGACUGCUUCAUCCCAGGUACUAAACAACUGCGUUACUGUGAAACCUGCAAACAUGGAUGGGUCCCACAUGCUUUGGACAAGUUAGGAGUGCGACAUCUCUUCAGUAACAGUGCUCCUGAGCCGGUGCAGCCAAAUGCCGCUUUUGACAUAGCAAGUUUAGUUCUUUACGGUUGUUCAGCGCUUCCUAUACGACUGAAAAUCCUGUUAGAUCGGUUGUUUUCAGUGCUUCACAAGGAUCAAGUGGUGCAAGUUUUGCAUGGAUUUGGUUGGACUCCCAUUGACUACGCCAGAGGAUAUAUCUUGCAGGAGACACACGGCAGCACUCUGGACCGAUGGACAAUCUGUAGCCCUGAGGAGGAGCCUUUGGUCCUCCAGCAGUUCCUCAGAUUUGGAGAAACGAGAGCCAUAACACAACAACUACUACUGGCGCAGCAAGCCCUUCAGGAGUCCAACCUGGAGCGGCUGGAAAAGCGUCACUCACCGAACCAUCGUCGGGUGAUGUCCCCGAAUCGCCGACAUUCACCACCAGUAUUACCCCCUUCGGCUUUUCACCUGUCUCGAAUGCCAACGAUGUCUCCGCAUCAAAAGUAUCCGCUCCCCUUUCUGAAAAUGCCAUCGUCGAACGGGCCCCUGCCAUCUCUGUCCCCUCCAAGAAGUAUCAACAACAGCCCCAUGAAUACAUCUCCACUGAAUCGUCUUCAGAAUAUGCAACCUUUCGAUUUUCGAAAACUAGGCGCGGGCCUGGCGAAUUUCUCGAACAGGGUCAGCCCGGAUUUGAAUCGACGAAGGACCAACGAAAGUGAGAACAUGGGUUUGAAUCUUACGAUGUCUACUUCUCUUCCAACUUGUCUACCUCCUCCCCCACCUCCCACGUCUACCUUGAGUCACGUGGCUAUGGCCGCUGCUGUGAAUCCCCUGGCAGCAAGUUUGGUGGCAUCCUCAUUUCCUAGUCUGAUGUCUGCCAGACUUUCGACUGGAAGCAAAUCGCCGUCGAAUUCCGAUUUGAUCAGCGGAAAUACGAACAGUGAGGAGGAUGACGAUAAAGAUGAGAAUUCCCACAGCGCUCUGAACCUCAGCAGGGAUAGGGAUUCUUCGAAAGACGGUCAAUUGUCGUCCCGCGUAGUACCUGGAAGGAAGUUAUCAACCCCGACGAAGAGGCAGUGGACUUCGCCUAGUCUUCCCUUGAAUUUGGGGACGCAGUUCAUAAACCCCGCGACUGGGAAGAAACGCGUGCAAUGCAACGUAUGUUUGAAGACAUUUUGCGACAAAGGUGCAUUGAAGAUUCAUUUUUCGGCAGUCCAUUUGCGUGAAAUGCACAAAUGCACCGUCGAGGGAUGCAACAUGAUGUUCAGUUCGAGAAGAUCUCGCAAUAGACACAGUGCAAAUCCGAAUCCAAAGCUUCAUUCGCCUCACCUACGUCGAAAGAUAUCACCACAUGACGGACGCAGCGCGCAAUCCCACCCUAUACUGAUCCCGCCGCAGACCAGCCUUGGCCUUCCUGCGGCAGCCGCUCUGAACCCGCUGAAUCCCUUCGGCCCGUUCCCUCUGAUCAAUCCAACCGGCGAUCUGAGGCACCACUCAGCCUUAGCGAUGGAGUUCAAACAGUCUCUCGAUCUGAGUAUGCAACGGAUGGAAGAACAGAAAAAUCUCCUAAACGAAUGUGAUCCUUUACCGCUCACUGCCAGUAACAGCGACAGGCAGCAGCACAUGGAGGAAGACGACGAGGAUGACGAUGGCAUCGUCGUUGUCGGUGGCGUGGACGAAGACGACCGUGAGAAGAACGAAGCAUCGAACAGUGAAAUAUCCGAUCAGCCGGAAGAUUUCAGCAUACCAUCGAAAAGACCGAAAACGUCAGUGUCAGAUGUUGACGAAGAAAUGACUGAUAACGUCGACAGCAACGACGAUUCGAUUAGUGUAACGGACAACGUCAGUGUUAAAGAUGAAGCUCAAGUACAAACAAGUAAAAGAAAACGCAAAAGCCAAAAUCCGACCAGAUGUGCCGUUCCCAUAAUGAUGGAGGAUACAGCUAGUGACGGUGAUUCGACUAGUGAUGUGUUUUCAGACAGAAUUUCGAGUAAGACUAAACUGAGUAACGACGUCGAGAAAAGUGAAAAUGAAAUGGCUGUGACUGAACAGGGGAAGAACGAAGAAGAAGAGAGGUUAUCGCCGUUGAAUUUAGAAAAGAGAUCGGCGGACGAGAACGCCAACGAACCUGAGAAGAGUGUAGCCAACGAGAUUAAAACAAGCAUUGCUCCUCUCUACUCCAUAGAUAAGACGAGGAGGGAAAAGCCUGUCACGGAGGCAGAACAGACCGACUACAAUUACGAUGGAGAAAGAGAAAGACCAGCUAGUUCCGUUGAGAGUAACAAAAGCGACGAAUCCUUCGACUCCUCCAACGCACUGCGGCAUUUAGAGAGUUUGUCCCAUGGACAUUUCGGGGACUUUAUGAGCAGAAGUCUCCACAUGGGUUUGACUGGUCAAGGUUCCCAAUUUCCACCUCUGGGAUUCAUGAUGGGAGGUGGACCACCAAGCCCAGCACGUUCUCAGACCUCUUCGGCUGGAAGCUCAAACGGUAAUGAGUCGGCGGAUGAGAAUAGUCAAAAUCAAUUUUUUGGACAUUUUGACAAUGGACAAUUCAUAAGUACAAUGGACGUACCGAUAGAUAAAGAAAAUCCAAGGCGAUGCACAGCUUGUGGAAAAAUAUUUCAGAACCAUUUCGGAGUCAAAACGCAUUAUCAAAAUGUUCAUUUGAAAUUGAUGCACAAAUGCAACGUAGACGGUUGCAACGCAGCAUUCCCUUCGAAAAGAAGUAGGGACAGGCAUAGUGCAAAUCUGAAUUUACACAGAAAACUCUUGUCGACAACUUCUGAUAAUCCGGCGAGUUCUCUAUUAGAAAAAUCUCCAUUUGCUUCCAUUUCAGGUAAUCCGGCGCUACAUGGAGAUUUUCUGAGCCGACUGUAUGCGGAGGAGGCCUUGAAGAAUCAUCACCUUGCGCCGCCAACUUUAGAUCAACUCAUGUUGAAUGGAGAUCGUAUUCCCCCAUCUCCCCUAUUACUGCCUCCGCUGGGAGGGCUUCCCUUCCACCUAGGCAACUUCAGUCAUUUUCCUCCCUUCAACGGUAACCUAUCGAAGAAGGAACGUUCCUCAAGUCCCAGCUCACCCUUGUCCGGUUCACCGCCACCAAAUUCGUCUCCGAGCAAGUACGUACAUUGCGUUGAGGAAGACCUGCCGACGGCCGAUAAAGAUGGGAAGCUUCCUUGCCGAAUAUGUCGGAUGACGUUCAGUACAACGGCCCAACUGAAGGACCAUUGCGAGAAAAACCACCUAUCGGACAUGUUCAAAUGUACCGUUGCCAACUGUCCAAAAGUCUUCAUGUCGAGGACGAGGAGGAACAUCCACUCUGAAAACGAAUCCUUCCACACGAAUUCUAGUAGAAAAAUCAUCGAACCCUCGUGACCUCGAACGAACUUUCUUAAUAUGAGAGCUGUUCCUUUGUGGUGGUGAUUUAAUGAUUAGUAUUUGAAAUUUAUUUCUUGAAUGUGAUUAUAUAUAGAUAUUUUUUUAUUUUCAAAGUCAGUUUCUACCUUAUUUAUUUCGCUUGUAAAAAGAUCGUUUAAUAUAUGUUUCCAGUGAAACUCUCAGUGUAUAGUAGCCAGUCAUGAAAAUACUCACUGUACAUAAAAAUGAUAUGUUCAAUAUAUGUAGCUAGAUGAUCUUUCGUAUUACUGUCAAAACAUCAAAGAACUUGCUCAUUUUUAUAAGUACUCCAUCGACUAUGUGCUUCUGAAUAUUAUUUAUGCUUGACUGAAGUAAAGCAUAUUGUUAAUCUUCGAAGAAAAUGUUGCUUGUAAACUCAAUAAUCGAACUGAAUACUAUAUGGAGUUAUACAGUUAUGUAUAUUCAAUGUGCAAUAACUUUGUGAAUAAAUCUAUCUUGCCUAUUAAUGUAUAGUUGUAAAUAAAACAAUAUAUUUAAGAUCUAAAUAAGGAACUUUGACCCUCAUUACCCAGAAUAUGUAUACGAAGAUCACUCUCGAUUUCCCCCAUAUAUAAAUUAAAAAUUUGUUAUACCAAAUUUAACCAGUUACUUAAAGAGUUGGGAACUGUAAAAAAUAGAGAUCUCUUAACUGUCGAUGUUAUUUGUUAUUGCAUAUCCAAUGUACAGUAAUCCGUAUGUAUAGCCUUUGGGCUCUAUUAAACUUAUAGCUGUCGUA